This is a messenger RNA of Andrographis paniculata, 1769 nucleotides long. RefSeq names its product glucan endo-1,3-beta-glucosidase 13-like. Lineage: Eukaryota; Viridiplantae; Streptophyta; Magnoliopsida; Lamiales; Acanthaceae. Gene Ontology annotation, biological process: carbohydrate metabolic process. The transcript is spliced from 2 exons. Bases 55 to 1464 code for a protein of 469 amino acids. Gene Ontology annotation, cellular component: plasma membrane. Gene Ontology annotation, molecular function: hydrolase activity, hydrolyzing O-glycosyl compounds. The record is from RefSeq and is a predicted model, not a curated record.
AGCAUCGGUUUCAUCCUACAAAAAAAACUUCAUCUUCUUCGACUCAAUCUGGCUAUGGAGUUUCACCUACCCUUCUUCUGUUUUGUAUUCCUUCUGCUUCAGUGCUGUGUCCAUUUGGCCUUCUGUGACUCCGGCGGCACCGUCGGAAUCAAUUACGGCCGAAUCGCCGACGACCUGCCGUCCCCGGCGCAGGUGGUACAACUCCUCAAAGCGCAAGGUAUAACCAAAGUGAAGCUCUACGACACCGACUCCACCGUCCUCUCCGCCUUCUCCGGCUCCGGCAUCUCCCUCACCGUCGCCUUCCCUAACGAGCAGCUCGCCGCCGCCGCCGCCGGAAAAUCCUUCACCGACGACUGGAUCAAAUCCAACAUCCUCCCCUACCACCCCAAAACGAAGAUCGAAGCCAUCGCCGUCGGAAAUGAAGUCUUCGUCGACCCGAAGAACACCACGAAAUAUCUUGUCCCGGCGAUGAAAAACGUCCACGCUUCCCUCGCCGGCGGCAACCUCUCGUCGUCGAUCAAAGUGUCGUCCCCCGUCGCCCUUAGCGCUCUCCAAACUUCCUACCCGUCCUCCGCCGGCGCCUUCAAGCCGGAGCUCGUCGAGCCGGCCGUCAAGCCGAUGCUGAAAUUCCUUAAAGACACAGAAUCUUACCUCAUGGUGAAUGUCUACCCGUUUUUCGCGUACUCCGCUAAUACAGACACCAUAUCUCUCGACUACGCCUUGUUCCGGAACAACUCCGGCGCCGGCAAUAAAGACGCCGGAAACGGCCUGGUUUACAGUAACCUCCUCGACGCCCAAAUCGACGCCGUGUUUGCAGCAAUGGCGGCGCUAGGGUUUCACGACGUGAAAUUGGUGGUCUCGGAGACGGGAUGGCCGUCGAAGGGCGAGGAAAACGAGGCCGGCGCGAGCGCAGCCAACGCCGCCGCCUACAACGGUAACCUCGUCCGCCGAGUGCUCGCCGGCGGCGGCACUCCCCGGCGGCCCGAAGAGUCACUCAACGUUUAUCUAUUCGCGCUGUUCAAUGAGAACCAGAAGCCCGGGCCCGUUUCCGAGAGGAAUUACGGGCUUUUCUACCCGAACCAGCAGAAGGUGUACGAUAUUCCUCUGACGGUGGCGACUCUGAAUCUAAACAUGACGGAGAGCAAGGAGCGUGUGGUGGCGCAGCCGGCGGCGGCGGCGGGGCAUACGUGGUGCGUGGCGAGCGAGAAGGCCGGGAAAGAGGAGCUGCAGAAGGCGCUGGAUUACGCUUGUGGGAAGGGGAAGGCUGACUGCCGUCCGAUCCAGCCGGGUGCCACGUGUUACCAUCCUGAUAGCCUAGAGGCCCACGCUUCCUACGCAUUCAACAGCUUCUACCAGAAGAACUCGCGGGGGCCCGGGACCUGCGACUUCGGGGGUGCCGCCUACGUCGUGACCCACCCUCCUAGGUUCGGAAGCUGCGAAUUUCCUACGUCUGUGGAGAACUGAAUUUUUUUUAAAAAAUACAUUAUUAUUUUUUUAGUAUUGUUGUUAUUACAUAAUUUUAUUAUUUUUCUUAUUUUGCACCAUAGGUAGAACAGAGGAGAGGAGGUUAAAGAUUACUAUUGGUUUUUUGUUUGAAUGGAUUUGUUUAAUAGGACAUUCUAUGAUUGUAAUUAUUUACCUAUUUCAAUUGAAUUAAUGCCUUUCAUUUUGGGCCUUAUAUACAGUUUAAUUCAGUGCUAGUUAUAAUGGGCCUGUUUAAAGCCCAUUACAUUUGAGAAACCCAAUAAUAAUGGGCUUUUGUUAUUGAA